Eruca vesicaria subsp. sativa (arugula) is the source of this 1342-nucleotide messenger RNA. The record is from the annotation of a GenBank genome assembly. Lineage: Eukaryota; Viridiplantae; Streptophyta; Magnoliopsida; Brassicales; Brassicaceae.
CUUGCAACUUCACUUUAAUAACCUCAAAGGAAAAAACAAAGAGAGGUACCAAAAGGAGACCUUAUUCUUUGCUCCGAUCAUCGAUGGAGAGAUACGACAUCUUAAGAGAUCUUGGCUCCGGUAACUUUGGAGUUGCAAAGCUUGUGAGAGAGAAAACCAACGGAAAGUUUUACGCUAUUAAAUACAUCGAAAGAGGCCUUAAGAUUGAUGAACAUGUACAGAGAGAGAUCAUAAACCACAGAGACUUGAAACAUCCCAAUAUCAUCAGAUUCAAAGAGGUUUUUGUAACACCAACACAUCUUGCCAUAGUAAUGGAAUAUGCAGCAGGUGGUGAACUUUUUGAAAGAAUUUGCAGUGCCGGCAGAUUCAGCGAAGACGAAGCAAGGUACUAUUUCAAACAACUUAUCUCGGGCGUUAGCUAUUGUCACGCUAUGCAAAUAUGUCACAGAGACCUUAAGCUCGAGAACACACUCUUAGAUGGGAGCCCUUCGUCGCAACUCAAAAUAUGCGACUUCGGAUAUUCGAAGUCAUCGGUUUUACACUCUCAACCAAAAUCCACCGUGGGAACUCCGGCUUACGUUGCCCCGGAGGUCCUGUCCCGAAAAGAAUAUAACGGGAAGAUUGCAGAUGUAUGGUCGUGUGGGGUAACUCUAUAUGUAAUGUUAGUUGGUGCUUAUCCCUUUGAAGAUCCAGACGAUCCAAGAAACAUUAGAAAAACCAUUCAGAGGAUAUUAAGUGUACAUUACACCAUACCGGAUUACGUCAGGAUUUCCUCGGAAUGCAAGCAUCUCUUAUCCCGUAUCUUCGUGGCUGACCCUGAUAAGAGAAUAACUGUACCGGAAAUUGAAGAACACUCUUGGUUCGUGAAGAAUCCACAGCCGGUUAUCUCAAAUAAGGACAUAGUGGAAGAAGAAGAAGAGGAGGAAAAAGAAGAAGAGACGUGUAGACAGAGUGUUGAAGAAAUAGUGAAGAUAAUAGAAGAAGCAAGAAAAGAUGUGAAUGGUAGGAAGGAUGAUGGUGGAUUAGGACUAAUAGAUGGAAGCAUGAUUGAUCUUGAUGAUAUUGAUGAUGAGGUCGAUGAUGAUGAUGAUGAUGAGGAGAAAAACGGUGAUUUUGUAUGUGCCCUAUGAUUUUCAUAUCCAUCUUGCAUGUUGUGUAUGUGUUCAUACGUGUAUUUUUGUGUGUGUGUUGCCUGAGAAUAUCCGAUGAUUUCGUGUUGCAUAUAGUAUAUUUGUAUGACUAAUAUAAGUGGAAAAUAAUUAACCACUAAUCAAAGUCAAAUAAAGUUAUUAAAUCAUGUAUAUUUUAUUUACAUUAUUUGUUAAAAUGCACAGAAGCCAAA